CUGUGACAGUCCCAAGCUGAGUUUGUCGUGAACCAGUCAAGUCCACUGCCCUGCAUUUUGUACACAUUGGGCAAGCGUUGUCCAUCAUCUGACGAACCCUUUAUACAUAAGACCAGUCCACAUCGAUCUCUUCCCAACUUUGCUUCUGUUUUUGGCCCUACUUCGAAUCUUCCCCCAUUGCCAACCAAACAAACAACAGCAAACACCUUGUCCAUAACAGUUCUCGAUACCUACCAAACCACACACAGAUACCAUCUCAACAACAGCAACCAUGUCUACAGUCUACGUCAAGAACAUCGGUGCCAAGACCGAGGAGAAGGACAUCCGUGCCUUCUUCAGCUUCUGCGGCAAGAUCAGUUCCCUCGAUGUCUUCACAGAAGGCGAGACCAAGUCCGCCACCGUGACCUUCGAAAAAGAGACCGCCGCCCGCACUGCUCUUCUUCUCGAUCACACCAAGCUUGGCGAGCACGAGCUCUCCGUCACCUCUGCUUCGGGAGAGCACGCCGAUUCUGGAGACGAUGCCCAUCCCAAGUCUGACGCCGACCGCGACACCGAUGAGAUCACACAGGAGGAGAAGCCGCGCUCGCGCGUCCUUGCCGAGUAUCUGGCCAACGGCUACCUCGUUGCUGACAGCGGCCUGAAGACGGCCAUCGCCCUCGACGAGAAGCACGGCGUUUCUCAGCGCUUCCUGUCGACGAUCCAGAACCUCGACCAGAAGUACCACGCGACCGACCGGGCCAAGACGGCCGACCAGAGCUACGGCAUCACUGCGCGGGCUAACUCCCUGUUCAGCGGUCUCUCAUCGUACUUUGAGAAGGCCCUGGAGGCUCCCGGCGCCAAGAAGAUUGUCGACUUCUACACGACCAGCGCCAAGCAGGUGCAGGACAUCCACAACGAGGCCAAGCGCCUCGCUGAGCUGAAGAAGGAGGAGGCCGGUGGCAGCUCAUACAAGGCUGCUGGUCUGGACAAGGUCUUCGGUGCCGAGAAGGCACCCGGCCAGGAGGGCAAGCCCAACGACCAGGUGCCCGGCGGUGCCCCUUCUGAUGCUGCUGCGACCGAGUCGAACCAGCAACCGAUUGCUCAGGGAGCGUACCCUGGAACUGCCGAGAAGAUCCCCCAGUAAAUGGAUGGCUCGAGGCGGAACGGAGGAGAAUCACUGGUUGAUGACACGUUGUUCGCAUGGUUAGCUGAGCCAGCAAGGUGUUGCCGUGGCUUUCGGUGGGGCUGUUUUCAUGACACUUUUAUGACUGUUUUGGGAUUGGGAUUUCAUUUUUGGCGUUCCUUUAGUCUUUAAAUAAGUAAUGAACGAACCUUCCAAGACUCAAGGCUUAUGACAGCAGCAGUU
Neurospora tetraspora is the source of this 1345-nucleotide messenger RNA. RefSeq lists its product as uncharacterized. Gene Ontology annotation, cellular component: nucleoplasm. NCBI's taxonomy places the organism in Eukaryota, Fungi, Ascomycota, Sordariomycetes, Sordariales, Sordariaceae. The transcript has 2 exons. The record is from RefSeq and is a predicted model, not a curated record. Gene Ontology annotation, molecular function: RNA binding. Bases 272 to 1123 code for a protein of 283 amino acids.